AUGCCGCAGAGCUCUUCCUCGUCCGGUUGGGAGUUUAUAGACAACUCAACACUCACGUAUUUCAUACCACUUGCGACCGACUUCAAUGUCGAACAAGUCUUCCGUCCGAAUGGCGAGAGCAACACUACCGCCUUGGACUCCAUAGAGUAUAGGGAGUCGUUAUUCUUUGAUGAAUCGGUCGACGUAUACCUCGUACUCAAAACACCUGCUGUGGAGGACAAAGUCCUACGAUCUUCCCUACGGAGGUUAAUCGUAUCUCUCGAAGCCAAGAUUGUGAACAGUGGUAGUACCGAUCGAGACAGCGCGCGGACCUCCGAAAUCGUAUACAGCGGGACAGUGGAAGAGACACAAGAGCCCAUCAUCAUAUCAGAGAACGACAAUGAUGAUGAAGAAGGAUACUCUUUUGCUAUUUGGAAACUAUCCGUCUUCCUUUCGCGGCCUAGAAUCAGGCUGCAAAGCCCUUCGGCGGUCUUUGUAGCCAGUGCAGCUUUCAGACCUGCAGAGCUGUCCUUGUCGAGUCAACUGAAUGACGGCUAUCUUCCAAGUGGUGUUGCCUCGGGCCUCAACUUGCUCGAGUCUCUUGGAAGCGACCCUGCGAUGAAUGGAAUCGAGCCAAGAUUAUCAGCACUACGUGUCUCCCGCGUGGCCCCGUUGACACCACAAAGCAGAGACCUAUCGAAACCCAUCAAGUCUUCGCCAAAGCAGCUAGCUUUGCGAGUAGCCCCAGCAGUACAUUCUCGCAUACGCUUUGCGCGACCAAAUACCACACCGCCAAGUCCAACCAUCAUCGCCAUGCUGGAGAUAGAUUUUACACCAUUUUUUGACUGUGAAAUGUCCCUUACAUCCAUCAAGAUGUCUGUUGCAGAUGGCAGAGUUGAGGACUUGUCUUCGCAACCAGAAAUGAGCUUGCCAAUGUCGUGUGUGGCUCAUGACCACAUUACGUUCUUGUACCGCAUCGUUCCCGAAGAAAUGGAGACGCUGGCCAAGAACCCUACGCGCGACCUAAACAUUGCGAUAGAAAUGACAGCUUUGGAACAGCCCGGCGUGUGCACCCCAAAGCUCACAAUGGCAUGGACUACGAAUGUGGACUUUACUCUGCCUGUAAACCCGGGCUUUGGUUCGGCUCUGCAGCCCAUACAGCGCUCACACAGACCGAGCCAGCUCUCCAUCAAUAGCAUGAUGUCUCUCGGCUCACCGGCCAUUGCGCGACCAGACUCCCUCCCUUCUCUUGAGGCGGCAACGAAUAAACCCGACGCCAACCUCCCAGAUCUAGGUAUCACCGUGACAUUUACGGGCCCGCCACCCACGGAGAAGAUCUAUCCCGGACAAGUUUUCAGUUGGUCAGUUCUGGUGGUGAACCGCUCACCACCAACUUCGCAUGCUACAGCGCGAAAGCUAGCCCUGGUUGUAAUUCCCAAACGGCGUCGCAAUGAAACCCGCGUCAACCGAGCACCGUCUAUUUCGCCGGCAGCAGCGGCCACGACUCCUCAACCUCAAUCCAAGGCGCCGCAUGCCGACCGAGAGGUGGCCGAUGCCGUUCUCGAUGAUCACAUUAUCCACUCCAUUCAGAGAAGUAGCGUGGUAGAUAGCACCGAGGUCGUAUCUCUGAGCGCCGACGUGCGUGUUGGACCACUGGCACCUGGCUCGUGCCACGUUGUCGAGCUCCGGUUCAUGGCUGUGAAGACGGGCAUCCUCGGCAUCGAAGCCGUGCGGGUCGUUGACCUCAACAGUGGAGAACAUGUAGAUAUUCGCGAGGUACCCUCCAUUAUCGUAGACUCUCCCGAAGCUCAAUCCGUUGCUAGCAAGGACUUGGAGCUAGAAACAAGCAGUGAGCGCCUGGUUACUGCAGAGGCCUGA
Messenger RNA from Pestalotiopsis fici W106-1, 1857 nucleotides. RefSeq lists its product as uncharacterized. Gene Ontology annotation, biological process: intra-Golgi vesicle-mediated transport. Gene Ontology annotation, cellular component: TRAPPII protein complex; trans-Golgi network. Lineage: Eukaryota; Fungi; Ascomycota; Sordariomycetes; Amphisphaeriales; Sporocadaceae. The transcript is spliced from 2 exons. The record is from RefSeq and is a predicted model, not a curated record. Bases 1 to 1857 code for a protein of 618 amino acids.